Molecule: messenger RNA, 1956 nt
Organism: Loxodonta africana (African savanna elephant)
Lineage: Eukaryota; Metazoa; Chordata; Mammalia; Proboscidea; Elephantidae
Gene: HNRNPA1
Product: heterogeneous nuclear ribonucleoprotein A1
Exons: 11
Coding region: 116-1231 (371 amino acids)
Biological process (GO): mRNA splicing, via spliceosome
Cellular component (GO): catalytic step 2 spliceosome
Molecular function (GO): mRNA 3'-UTR binding
Source: RefSeq, a predicted model, not a curated record
GGGAUAAAAAAGAGAGGCCGUAGGUAGGCUGGCAGAUACGUGCGGUAGGUUACUCCUUUCUGCUUGUGGACGCCGCCGAGGGAACAUCGUUAAGUAACCUCUUCUUACUACCGUCAUGUCUAAGUCAGAGUCUCCUAAAGAGCCCGAACAGCUGCGGAAACUCUUCAUCGGAGGUUUGAGCUUUGAAACAACGGAUGAGAGUUUGAGGAGCCAUUUUGAGCAAUGGGGGACGCUCACGGACUGUGUGGUAAUGAGAGAUCCAAACACCAAGCGCUCCAGAGGCUUUGGGUUUGUUACUUAUUCUACUGUGGAGGAGGUGGAUGCAGCCAUGAAUGCAAGGCCACACAAAGUAGACGGAAGAGUUGUGGAACCAAAGAGGGCUGUCUCACGAGAAGACUCUCAAAGACCAGGUGCCCAUUUAACUGUGAAAAAGAUCUUUGUUGGUGGCAUUAAAGAAGACACUGAAGAACAUCAUCUAAGAGAUUAUUUUGAGCAGUAUGGGAAAAUUGAAGUGAUUGAAAUCAUGACGGACCGAGGCAGUGGCAAGAAGAGGGGCUUUGCUUUUGUUACUUUUGAUGACCAUGACUCCGUAGAUAAGAUUGUCAUUCAGAAAUACCAUACUGUGAAUGGACACAACUGUGAAGUAAGGAAAGCCCUGUCAAAGCAAGAGAUGGCCAGUGCUUCAUCCAGCCAAAGAGGUCGAAGUGGUUCUGGAAACUUUGGUGGCGGCCGUGGAGGUGGUUUUGGUGGGAAUGACAACUUUGGUCGUGGAGGAAACUUCAGUGGGCGUGGUGGCUUUGGUGGCAGCCGUGGUGGUGGUGGAUAUGGAGGCAGUGGGGACGGUUAUAACGGAUUUGGUAAUGACGGUGGUUAUGGAGGAGGAGGCGGUCCUGGUUACUCUGGAGGAAGCAGAGGCUAUGGAAGUGGUGGACAGGGUUAUGGAAACCAGGGCAGUGGCUAUGGCGGGAGUGGCAGCUAUAACAACGGAGGAGGCGGAGGCGGCUUUGGCGGUGGUAGUGGAAGCAAUUUUGGAGGUGGCGGAAGCUACAAUGAUUUUGGCAGUUACAACAAUCAGUCUUCAAAUUUUGGACCCAUGAAGGGUGGAAACUUUGGAGGCAGAAGCUCUGGCCCUUAUGGUGGUGGAGGUCAAUACUUUGCCAAACCACGAAACCAAGGUGGCUAUGGCGGUUCAAGCAGCAGCAGUAGCUAUGGCAGUGGCAGGAGGUUUUAAUGACUGCCAGGAAACAAAGCUUAGCAGGAGAGGAGAGCCAGAGAAGUGACAGGGAAGCUACAGGUUACAACAGAUUUGUGAACUCAGCCAAGCACAGUGGUGGCAGGGCCUAGCUGCUACAAAGAAGACAUGUUUUAGACAAUACUCAUGUGUAUGGGCAAAAAACUCGAGGACUGUAUUUGUGACUAAUUGUAUAACAGGUUAUUUUAGUUUCUGUUCUGUGGAAAGUGUAAAGCAUUCCAACAAAGGGUUUUAAUGUAGAUUUUUUUUUUUCACCCAUGCUGUUGAUUGCUAAAUGUAAUAGUCUGAUCAUGACGCUGAAUAAAUGUGUCUUUUUUUAAGUGUGCUGUGUAAAGUUAGUCUACUCUGAAGCCAUCUUGAUAAACUGGCCCGACAGUGUGAAGUUUAGAAUUCCUUCAGGGUGAUGCCAGGUUCCAUUCAAUAUUUAUUUACAACCUUAGAAGACUGCUUGGGGGCAGAGCGAAGCCAUUGUCUUCAGAAACCUUGGUGUAGUUGAACUGACGGUUAUUGAGUUGUGACCUGGAGUUCACCAUUACAAUGGUCACCCAAGCAAAAUUAUGGGAUUUAUUUGGUUAUAAAAAUGAUUGUUGGCACAUCCUAUGCAAUAUAUCUAAAUUGAAUAACGGUACCAGACAAAACUAGAUGGGAUUGAAACUUAUGUAUCCAUUAUCAUGUGUAAUCAAUAAACGAUUUAAUAUCUUGAA